This is a messenger RNA of Strigops habroptila (Kakapo), 2522 nucleotides long. It is a transcript of the gene TMEM69, whose product is annotated as transmembrane protein 69. The transcript is spliced from 3 exons. Lineage: Eukaryota; Metazoa; Chordata; Aves; Psittaciformes; Psittacidae. Bases 356 to 1129 code for a protein of 257 amino acids. The record is from RefSeq and is a predicted model, not a curated record.
CAGCCUUCGGGGCGCGGCGGCAGGGGAAGGAGGGCUCCGCUGUCCCCGGCCUGGCGGAACAAUACGUGCCUCGCCUGUUCCCGCCCGGACUCGCACCGCUGUGCGUCGGGUCCCUACCAGAGCGCUUCCCGGGACAGCGGAAGCUGCCGCGGUGAGGGGCUCGGGGCCAGGCCGGCGAGCGGGAGCCGGUGGGUACCGCUGUGGUCACAGCCAGCGCCCGGCCGGCUGCAGCCCGCUUCUGCGGAGCAGCAGCACCGUGAACCGGGGAGUGAAGUCCGCCGGUGAGCUGCUCGCCUUUCCCGUUUCAGACCUUCUCUCCUGAAUUUUUCUGUUUUAGGGCCUUGCUAAAGCAAAUAUGUUUCCUCUCAUACGACUGUGCUGCUUCCAUACGCCUUUCAAACUUCAGAAGUUAACUGCUCCCAAGCUACUACUUUAUGGAAAGAAUAAGACAACUUGCUCUUCUCUUGGCCUCCGGCUGCAGAGGGAUGUGUGUCCUCUCUCAAGACCUCCAUGCCUCAACACAGCAUCAGUAUAUGCAACCAAGCUUCAGGCUCUUCACACCUCUCUCCCUUUCUUCAAGAAGAAAACCCCCAAAGAAUCUGAGACCAAAAACCCUGGCGUCUUGCAACGAAGUAUGGAAUCACUAAAGGAUUCUCCCAAGCCAGCCCUUUACUUAAGCAUUGCAGGGCUGAUUCCGUUUGUUUCUGUGCCACUGUCAAUGGCCAUCCAAGGGACCUACUACCCAGAGCUGGCGUUUGCUCUGAUUAUGUAUGGUGCUGUGACAGUCUCUUUCCUAGGAGGGAUGAGGUGGGGGUUUGCUCUCCCAGAAAACAGCCCAGCCAAGCCAGACUGGCUGAACCUGGCUAACAGUACCAUUCCUCCUCUAUUUGCCUGUCAAGCCUUGCUCUUUAAAGAUGUCACUGUAAGUGCAGUAACGCUAGUAAUGGCCUUGGGGAUAGCACUGCAUUAUGAUGUUUCCCUUCUUCCUACUUAUCCUAGGUGGUUUAAAGUACUGAGGGUAGUGGGAACACUGGUGAUGGUAUUCUCACUAUUAGCUACUGUAGCACUGAAGGCUUUUUCAGAGAUACAGCAACUUACCAGCAGGAAUGAAUGGCAGAGCACAAAAUAAUAGAGCAACAGGAAAAAAGCUAUUUAUCUGCCAAUAAGGGAUUUGUAUUGAGUUCCAGAAGAAGUAAAGACUUGUGCUUAGAAGUCGUAAGAUGGCAGGGAUCAUGAUGCUUUUUUGUGAAGCAAACAACUUAACUAGUUUAGGAGGAAAGGAUUGUAAAUAGCAAUGACUUCCAAGGCAGGCAUGAGUCUGUCCUUAUUUGUAGAACAAAGCAUCACUCUUGAAUGAGAUGCUGCUGAAGUUAAAAUGGAGAUUCAAAUGACAUGGGUAUGCAUUGCUCUAUGCUGAAUCAUUAAAGUAUCUGGUGUAACUAUGUAAUCUGUGAUAAUAUUCUGUGGUGGGGAAAACAACUGUGUAGUCAUACACAGUAAUGAGGUGAAAGUUCUUCUAGUUUAGUGUUUAAAGAAGCAGCAGAGAAUUAUGCAAAAGUACACACAUGUUCAAUUCCUAUGUUGUGGAACAAAACUCAUUUCAACUGAGAAGGUGCUGAAAUUGCUAUGUGAUUAAGUGCUAGUCAGGCAAGAAAGGAUAGGCAAGGUCCAUUGGCAGGGGCAAGGCAAGGUAGAACUCGCCUAGAAUAUGUCAUCCAGGUGCUGUAAUGGAUUUGGGACAGCUAGAAUCAUAGAAGGCUUGGGGUUGAAAGGGUCCUUAAAGAUCACCUUAUUCCACCCCCCUGCCAGGGACAGGGACACCUUCCACUUAAUCAAGUUGCUCCAAGCCCUGUCCAACCUGGCCUUGAACACUGCCAGGGAUGGGGCAGCCACAGCUUCUCUGGGCACCCUGUUUGUCUCAGAGCAGGUAGAAACAGACUUGUAGCCUGCAAGCCCUUCAUGAUGAGCCAAUUACUGAAAACACUGGAGAAGCAUAUGCUUUUUGUACUUAAAUCUCCUAAAACAUCAUUUAGGGGAAAGAAGAUGAAACUGAAGUCACAUGGACUUUAUUUUCUAGACUCAGCUGUUUCAAGAAACCUAUGAAAUUUUAUGUCAGCAUAUUUAGUGUAGGCUUUUUAUCUUAAGUAUUCUUUAUGUACAGUGUAAGAUGUAAGAAAAAAACCUGAAAAGUGACACCCACACACAGUCUUAGGACAAAUUUAGAUACUACUCAUUGUUUUCUUAACGCAAUAUUCUUCACUGUUGCUCUGUACAGAGUAAAGCACUUAAAAUUUGUAUCUGUUCUUCCUGCAAAGAACAGAUAGAUGCUGAAGAAAGACCUGCGUAUCCUGAAUAGAUCCAUCUUCUUUAUGGUAUUGCUGAAAUAGCAACUACGUACAUGAGCCUCUAACUUUUGCAACGUGUUAACCUUUACAUGUUCACAGCAUCACAGGUGUGAAACAAUGAUGUAUUUCAGCACUUUCUGAAUAUAAAGGAAGUAAAACUGAGUUUGUGAAUGAAAA